AUGAGCUCUGUGCCAGGCUGGACGUGCCUGAGGUGGGCCGGGCGCCCACGGGAGCGCUCCCCCUCGGCCCGCCUUGCCCUCCCAGAGAGGGCCCUGUCCUCCGGCCCGGAGCGACUCAGAGGGAUGUGGAAAUUGAGUUUUGUCAGGGCACAGCAGGUGGAAAUGAAUGAAAGUUCAUCAUAUCAUCUUCAGCGUGCAGCAGGUGCUGCAGGACCCUGGCGCUGCCGGUUGUCAGAGAGCUGCACCUACGUUGCAAGAGCAAUUGAGUUACUGGAGAAACUGCAAGAAUCUGGAGAAGUACCAGUACAUAAGCUACAGUCCCUAAAGAAGGUGCUGCAGAGUGAGUUUUGUACAGCUAUCAGAGAGGUGUAUCAAUACAUGCAUGAAACCAUAACUGUUAAUGGCUGCCCCGAAUUCCGAGCCAGGGCCACUGCAAAGGCGACAGUUGCUGCUUUUGCUGCAAGCGAAGGCCAUUCACACCCGCGAGUGGUGGAGCUGCCAAAGACUGAUGAAGGCCUGGGCUUUAAUGUCAUGGGAGGAAAGGAACAAAAUUCACCUAUUUAUAUUUCUCGCAUCAUUCCUGGAGGAGUGGCAGAAAGGCAUGGAGGGCUCAAACGGGGGGACCAGCUGCUUUCGGUUAAUGGAGUGAGCGUGGAAGGAGAACACCACGAGAAGGCGGUGGAGCUGCUGAAGGCGGCUAAGGACAGCGUCAAGCUGGUGGUACGCUACACUCCCAAGGUGCUGGAGGAGAUGGAGGCUCGCUUCGAAAAACUGAGAACAGCCCGGCGCCGGCAACAGCAGCAAUUGCUCAUUCAGCAGCAGCAACAGCAGCAAACUACACAGCAAAACCAUAUGUCGUAG
Molecule: messenger RNA, 861 nt
Organism: Fulmarus glacialis (Northern fulmar)
Lineage: Eukaryota; Metazoa; Chordata; Aves; Procellariiformes; Procellariidae
Product: protein lin-7 homolog A-like
Exons: 5
Coding region: 1-861 (286 amino acids)
Biological process (GO): neurotransmitter secretion; protein localization to basolateral plasma membrane; maintenance of epithelial cell apical/basal polarity
Cellular component (GO): synapse; basolateral plasma membrane; cell-cell junction
Molecular function (GO): L27 domain binding
Source: RefSeq, a predicted model, not a curated record